This is a messenger RNA of Magnolia sinica, 1039 nucleotides long. RefSeq names its product protein S40-4-like. The record is from RefSeq and is a predicted model, not a curated record. The transcript has a single exon. Bases 9 to 599 code for a protein of 196 amino acids. Lineage: Eukaryota; Viridiplantae; Streptophyta; Magnoliopsida; Magnoliales; Magnoliaceae.
UACAAUGAAUGAUACAAGUAAAAACGAAGCCUUCAAAGCGAAGAAAAGAGGAUUUAAAGAGAGAAAGAGAGAGACUUUCAAAAUCCCAAACUCGAAUUUCUCCUCCAAUGGCUGGAAAAAACCACCUCUCAAAACCACCUUACCGAUUCUUCAAUGUAGACGCAGAAAACCCAGUAAUUACUGACGGUCCCGCUUUCGAAUUCGAUGAAUCCGACCUCUGGAAUUCCCAUCCUCUGCCCUCCCAAACGCGGCUCGAGCACAGGAAAUCAAAACCCAGUUUGGGAAUCUCGAAGAAACCGACAAGAAGGAAUGAGAACGGCGAUCGGACGGCUGCGGCUGCGUCAUCUCUGCCGGUUAGUAUACCUGACUGGUCGAAGAUCGUUCGAGAGGAUUGCGGAUACUCAGGAAUGGGAGAGAUCGACGGAGAUUCGGAUGGAGAGGAUUUUCAAAUCCCGCCGCACGAGUUCCUGGCGAAGCAGUACGCUAGAAGACGGAUCUCUUCGUUCUCGGUUCAUGAAGGGCUUGGAAGGACUCUCAAAGGGAGGGAUUUGAGUAGGGUUAGGAAUACGAUUUGGGAGAAAACGGGUUUUCAAGAUUAGAUUCUCAGAGAGAAAACCCAAUUCCCACAAACGGGUUUUCAAGAUUUCUAUUUUUAUUCUAUUUUUAUCUUUUAGUAACAUAAAGACUCUGUGUUUUUUUUUUUUUUUUUUUUUAAAAAUUUUAAUUCCGAUCGAACCGUCCAUUUUCUGGGCUGUGUUUUGGAUGGGUCACGAUCUGAUGAUUAUACCACUAAUUAUGGAAUGUGGUGUUUACCGUUGUAAAUUUUAUUUUCGACGGUCCAGCUUCAACGAUUUAUCAAUGGUUGGGAUUGGACACUCGACAUGAGUUUUGAAUUAUUGGCAAAUCCAAAAGAGUUGAAGAGGAUGGAAACUUACGGUCAUCCGGUCAUGUGGGUCCCAUUAAUCAUGCAAGAUGAAACUAUUCUGUAAUUUAAAUAUUGCAUUUGGAAUAAGAAAUCAAGAUAUUCUGUUCUCUCUCU